AUGUCGUGGCUGCCGAAGGACUUUUAUCCUCCAGGAUCAGGGAUCGACUCCAAGCUAAUCGAGGAUAUUGUCAUGGGGGACAUUAUCAAGCACGAAAUCCGCCGAAGUGAGCAGGUCGCGGCGAUCUUGACCAAAGUUAUGCUUGUGGCACAGCAGGAGGAUGAUGCCUCAUCCAGUUAUGAAUAUUAUGAUGAGGAAGAGGAAGAAUACGAAGAAGCAGACUAUGACCAAAAUGAGCAAGAUUAUGAGCAGGAGUUUGAAGAGGACUACGACGAUGAUGAGGAAGAUGAAGAGGAAGAAGAAUCCGAGUCCGAAGAGGAAUCUGAGUAUGACACCAAUGAAUGGGCCUCCUUGUUUUUGUUGGUCAACGGCAUGCCAACUGAGAACGAGGAAUCUAAAUCUCUCACCCGGAAACGAAGUUCAACUCACGAUGAAGCUUCAUGUCCUCCGCCACAAGCCCCAGCUGCGAAACGGCAGAGGAUGGAGCCCUCAAUAGCCUCAAGAGUAGUCAGGGCCCAGGACACAGAAACCAAGGAGAUGGACAUGCCCUCAUCCGUCCCUUCAGAAUGGUUGUCAGCUCCUCAACCCAAUUUACGAAACUCACAACUUCCCGCGCCGCUUCGCACCCUUCUCCAAGGCACUCCUAUAAGCGAACUUCACCAGGAGGCACAAGCAUUCCUCCUCGCCCUGGACUAUCAGACGCCUGGUGCCAACGAUAUGGGAAAGGCCGCCAUCGAUAUGGGCAUCAGAUUCUCAAAGACGGCCAGGAAGAACGAAUACAGCAUCGUUCUGAAACACAUGCUCAGCAGUCCUCUGCAGGCUGUCAUGUACAACGCCUGCCACGACGAAGAGGCUCAACAUAUCCUAUUCUGGGAAAAGGUUCAGAGCGUGACAGGCAGAGAUAUUCCGCCAGAGCGGAUAAAGGACCGUCGAGAGAGGUGCGAGAAAAGAAAGGCGGAGUUCUUGGCUAUAUCAAGGGCACGCCAAGCGGAAGAAGAGGCCAAGAAAAAGACUUUUCAGAAUCUCAAGGAGAGGUUCGUCAAGCAAAUUGGCGAGGCGACGAAACUUCCCCUUGAUGAGAAAGUAAGCAAGUGGUUGAGUGAGAUUGUCCCGGUUCAGAGGAAAUAA
Fusarium sp. VM40 is the source of this 1128-nucleotide messenger RNA. The record is from the annotation of a GenBank genome assembly. Lineage: Eukaryota; Fungi; Ascomycota; Sordariomycetes; Hypocreales; Nectriaceae.